AUGAUGCGGAAAGGCGCGUAUGGGGAAGGCGCAGAGGCGGAGACAGGAAGCAGGAAGGUCAAUGCGUGGAUUGCACUAGAGAACACCACCACCGGCAGCACACUGGUACGUUCAGUGGACGUGAAGGGCGUGAUUCUGAAGGGCGUGAUUCUGAAGGGUGUGAUUCUGAAGGGCGUGAUUAUGAAGGGCGUGAUUCUGAAGGGCGUGAUUAUGAAGGGCAUCCUGCAUGUGCGGCGCUGGCCUGUCAGCCUGGCAGCAAAUGUGUGGUGGAUCAAAACGGAGUUCGCUACUGCCAGUGGCGUAAGUAUUUCCUUGCUCUGUCUGCCAGUGAGGGAUGAGUGCUCUUUCCUGCUCUGUUCAAUGAGUGGAGCCACAACCACGCCCAUCCCUCACCCCAUCCAUUCCCUCUCCCGUGCUUCCUGCGUUCUUCAGCCUCUUUGUGUGGCGCCUGCCCUCUAA
This is a messenger RNA of Closterium sp. NIES-65, 459 nucleotides long. Lineage: Eukaryota; Viridiplantae; Streptophyta; Zygnematophyceae; Desmidiales; Closteriaceae. The record is from the annotation of a GenBank genome assembly.